GACCCACUCACUCACACUUAAAUGGAGACAUCACCGUCGUCCCCACCUUCACCGCCGGAGAUUCUCGACCUCGAUUCCAUUAGAGCUCUCAAGAUUCUCGGUAAAGGCGCCACAGGAACUGUAUUACUCGCACACGACAUCGUUUCACUCUCUUCUUCUUCUUCUUCUUCCUUUGCCGUCAAGCUCGUCCACAAAUCCUCCGCCUCCUCUCUCCGCCGUGCACGGUGGGAAAUCGAUGUUCUCCGUCGUCUCUCCGUUGACUCGAAUCAAAACCCUUUUCUCCCUCGUCUCUUAUCUUCCUUCGAGUCACCGGAAUUCUUCGCAUGGGCCGUCCCUUAUUGCUCCGGCGGCGAUCUCAACGUCCUCCUUCGCCGUCAAAACGACGGCGUUUUCAGCUCCUCCGUUAUUAGAUUCUACGUGGCUGAGAUCGUCUGUGCGCUUGAGCACCUUCAUUCCAUGGGCAUCGCUUACAGAGACUUGAAACCCGAGAACAUUCUGAUUCAACAAUCGGGUCACGUUACACUCACCGAUUUCGACCUCUCUCGGAGCCUCCAAAUACCCACCCGUCCCCAAUUCUAUCAACCCGACCCGGAAUUGAGCAACCACCGGAAAAAAAAUCGGAGCUUUACUCGUUGGAUCUCCCCUGCGGCGACAGAGAGCAACAAAACAGGGCUGAAGAAAACGAGAUCCGCUCGGGUUAACCCGAUUAAUCGCCGGAAAACGAGUUUUUCCUCCGGCGAGCGUUCCAAUUCCUUUGUCGGAACCGAUGAGUACGUCUCGCCGGAGGUAAUUCUCGGCGACGGUCACGAUUUCGCCGUCGAUUGGUGGGCCCUUGGUGUUUUGACGUACGAGAUGAUGUACGGAGAGACGCCGUUCAAAGGGAAGAGCAAGAAGGAGACUUUUCGAAAUGUGUUGGUCAAAGAACCCGAGUUCGCCGGAAGACCCAACGACCUCACGGGUCUAAUCCGGCGGUUACUGGUGAAAGAUCCGAGUAGGCGGUUAGGUAGCCACCGUGGCGCGGCGGAGAUAAAGGAGCACCCUUUUUUCGCGGGUGUGAGGGAAUAUUUGGAGAAACUGAGGACGACGACGUCAUCAGCUCUUUCGUCACCGUUAAACUCUCCGCCGCACGUGUGUCAUGAAAAUGAUCCGUUUAUUGAUUUCUGAUUCACGUGUGGGGGAAUUUUACAUGUACAAAGUUGAAGAUUAUAAUUUGUUUUUUUUUGUUGUGUAA
Messenger RNA from Eutrema salsugineum, 1231 nucleotides. Its product is annotated as serine/threonine-protein kinase UCNL. The record is from RefSeq and is a predicted model, not a curated record. NCBI's taxonomy places the organism in Eukaryota, Viridiplantae, Streptophyta, Magnoliopsida, Brassicales, Brassicaceae. The transcript is spliced from 2 exons. Gene Ontology annotation, cellular component: nucleus; plasma membrane; cytoplasm. Gene Ontology annotation, molecular function: protein serine/threonine kinase activity; ATP binding. Gene Ontology annotation, biological process: protein phosphorylation. Bases 22 to 1164 code for a protein of 380 amino acids.